CCUCAGUGAUUCAAUUGACGAUGCUUUGCUUUCUCUUCAGAUACCCUCAUUCAUCUCCACGACUGAAGCAUAUGGCAUGCAGCUCGACUCUGCGGAAUAUCCUCCCCGUACAGCAAACGAUUUUACAGCGCGCGCAGAAUUCUUGGCUCAUUUGAUGUCACUGCAGUCCACGGCACUGGCUGAGAAGGGGUUCAAUGUGUUCAUUCAUCCGUAGCAGACUCUUGCUUCAGAUGCGUUACGCGACGCGUUAGCUGGCAGUGCUCUACACACCGUGCGAAAUCCUUCCAACGCCCGCUUCGUCGAUUCUGAGAUUACAAGGCGCGCCUCGCACAUUGUCGCGGUCUUAUAUGCGGCGUCAAUAAGCGAUGAUACUGUCGACUUGCGAAUGCUUCCUUCGGUCCAAGCACUUCUUGUCUAUCAAUGCAUGCGACUGUUCUCGCCAGGCAGCAUCAGUCAGCAGGCGCAGGCGGAACGCGAUAACAUUGUUCUUCAGAUUUGGGCAUCGCGUUUACAAUUAUUGUUGGCUUGUGAAGACGAGCUCACGGAAGCGAGCUGGGAGUUUUGGGUUGAGAAAGAAGCCAUCCGUCGCACAUUAAUAUGCAUAGAGCUUGCGCAAGGCACCUACACGUAUCUUCGUGGAAACUGGCCCAUCGGUGUUCGAUGUCAUCACGACCUAAGGUUUAAUGCACAGAAGGCCCUUUGGGAAGCCAAGUCAGCUGCAGAAUGGCAUCUUGUGUCUGAGGAUUCCGCGCAUCCCUCGCUGCCAUGCAAUAUGCUUCGCUUACAUAAAGACAUUCGCGACGCAAUGCCUGGUGACUUGGAUGAUAUAGGGGUUCUAUUGCGCGCUGCGGGUGAAGGGCUUGCGAACAUGAAUACCUGGCUUCGUCACGAUAAAGAAGCCUUGCAGCGAUGGGGCCAGGUUGGUGUAUGACUCGUCUUCAGCAUAACAGCAGUACAUACAAGUUCUCGCUCUUGGGUGAUCUGCCACUACAAACCAUGUACACCAAUGCGAAGGAACUGGCCGUCCUUGUCAAGCCUAUCCCUAAUCGGUCCACUCUUCAACUCAUCGACAUCCCAAGCUGACCACACAAAUCGACCAUGCAAAAAAGCUGCUUCCCCCGACGCGCACCAUACAGCAAACGCGCCUGGAAGACUCACUACCAACCGUUAGGCAUGGGUAUAUUUCAAAGACGCCCCACAAAGCUUACCAUCGUCCCAAUUCAUCGUCGUUUCUGUCAUCCCUUUCUCUCGAGCUUGGUCUGUCAGGAUGGCACCUGGAUGGAAGCUUACGAUCUGAAUUUGAGAUGCAUCCUUCUCGUCUGCAAGUUUCUGGAGGAGAAGAGUCCCAGAUGCCUUGGUCAAUGAAUACGAUGAGAGAUUCUUUGGGCUACCGAAGUCAUGGAUGGCACCCGUUGAGACAUUGACUAUAUGGUACUACCAAAUGGACUGUUAGCAGCGUCUUCGAAGAGAAGGUUAGGUAUAUACUUUUCUUAUUCUUUGUACAUCUUGACGGUGCAAUCGAUCACAAAGCUGGUGUAGCGCCCGAGUGUUGACCACGAACUGCUCCCACGUCUUCUCCCAACCUUGACCUGACAACGUCCCUUCAACAUUGAGAGCAGCAUUGAGGACCAAGACAUCCACAUGAACACCAUUUGCACCCAAAUUGUCAAACAUCUGAUCAAUGCUUCUAGAGUCAGACAUCUGACAGACUACCGCCUCAAAUUUGGUGUCGCAAUCGCUAUGAUCAUGAGUGAGUCUUGCCAUCGCCUCGUCAAGCUUUUGGCGCGUUCUUCCAGUGAUGAUGAUCUUGUCUGCACCAGCCAAAGCAAAGUUGUUGGCGAUGGAGUAUCCGAUACCAGCAGAUCCGCCAGUGAUGAAAACAGUCUUCCCGGCUUGGGAAACUGAAGGCUGUGAAGGAUCUAUAGCACCAUACACCGAUGUAUGUAGUUUCUUUGUUAGCGGUACGGGUUUGUACAUAAAAGCGGAAGAUUCGGCGUUGUUUGGCAUGAUUGGGAAAGUCUUUGAAGAUGAAUGCAGAAGGUGAGGAGGCAUGCCAGACAACAGAUUUAAGACCAAGCGACGUCCAUUUUAUAAUGGUUCUCUAACUGUUCAUUUGGAGUAUUGUAUUAGGCGGGCAUCUUCCAUGUCAUUUGCGGACUAUUCUGGAUCAUGAUUGCGGAAAUCCGUUAUAGAGAGCGGCCUGUUGUGGAUCUGACGAUGGAGAGCCACAUUUGACCGCAGUCAUAAGGAUAAAAGGCGCGUUGUCGAGAAACGCCUCCUUUUGGUUUCUGGCAUAAUCUGAAUAGGAAAGCGUCCUCUGAAAGGGUCAAGCUCACAAUGGGUGGGUACCAGUAGGUAUCCUACAUGGACUGGUAAGGGUAGAUGGGUUUAUUACGAGCUAGCCAGGAUGCCGAGCGCACUGCGCAUGCAAGGGUCUGCGAAUGCUCCGAGCCCUUAAAUCAACUCUUGACUCGAGA
Molecule: messenger RNA, 2477 nt
Organism: Fusarium odoratissimum NRRL 54006
Lineage: Eukaryota; Fungi; Ascomycota; Sordariomycetes; Hypocreales; Nectriaceae
Exons: 1
Coding region: 386-931 (181 amino acids)
Source: RefSeq, a predicted model, not a curated record